AAAAAAUGUACAUAGCUCUUCCUGUAAGCGGCCAGAGGUGACCCGUGAAGAUGGUUCGCUACUCUCUUGACCCAGAAAACCCUACAAAAUCAUGCAAAUCGAGAGGAUCAAACCUUCGGGUUCACUUUAAGAACACCCGUGAAACGGCCCAGGCCAUCAAGGGUAUGCAUAUCCGAAAAGCCACCAAGUAUCUGAAAGAUGUCACUUUGAAGAAGCAGUGUGUGCUAUUCCGACGGUACAAUGGUGGAGUCGGUAGGUGCGCCCAGGCCAAACAGUGGGGCUGGACACAGGGUCGGUGGCCCAAAAAGAGUGCAGAAUUUUUGCUGCACAUGCUGAAAAAUGCAGAGAGCAAUGCUGAACUGAAGGGUUUAGAUGUGGACUCUCUGGUCAUUGAGCACAUCCAGGUGAACAAAGCACCUAAGAUGCGCCGACGAACUUACAGAGCUCAUGGCCGGAUUAACCCAUACAUGAGCUCCCCCUGCCACAUCGAGAUGAUCCUCACUGAGAAGGAACAGAUUGUUCCAAAGCCAGAAGAGGAGGUGGCACAGAAGAAAAAGAUAUCCCAGAAGAAACUGAAGAAACAAAAACUUCUGAAAGAAAAAGAAAUAAACUGAGCAAGCCAGGAGGGA
Messenger RNA from Alexandromys fortis (reed vole), 629 nucleotides. Its product is annotated as 60S ribosomal protein L17-like. Gene Ontology annotation, molecular function: structural constituent of ribosome. Bases 51 to 614 code for a protein of 187 amino acids. The record is from RefSeq and is a predicted model, not a curated record. Gene Ontology annotation, cellular component: ribosome; cytosolic large ribosomal subunit. Gene Ontology annotation, biological process: cytoplasmic translation. Lineage: Eukaryota; Metazoa; Chordata; Mammalia; Rodentia; Cricetidae. The transcript has a single exon.